GGGACUAUUAUUCACAUAAAAUAGGAGGAAGAAAAUAUUGGAUUAAUUAGCCUAUGUUUUCUUGUCUCUCUGCCUUGUUCAAGAUUUCUGUAAGUUGGGAAAGAGACAGUAGAUUUACUGCUUUCUGUAGAGCAUUAAGUAAAGAACAAGUUUAGUUAGCUAGUUUGAAGGUGUUGAAGUAAGAGCUAAGAGGGUUUGGGAGCUAUGGAUGUUCCUGUUGGGUUUUUCAAUACUCUUUGGAGAUUUAUCACCUUCCUCCCUUUCUUCUUUCUUCUCUUCCUCCUUGGUCUUCUCAAAGGGGCGAUCGUAUGUCCCAUUGCAGCAGGAAUCAUUGCCAUCGGAGAUUCAGCUAUUGUAAUUGGGCUAUGGCCUGCACAUUGCAUAUGGACUUACUACUGUGUUAUAAAAACAAAGAGGCUUGGAUGGGUUCUAAAGUUUAUCUUAGUGCUUUGUCUCCCGCCGCCUUUAUUCCUAUGGCCGAUCAUUGUGAUUGUCGCAAGCAUCCUUGGAGGAAUUGCUUAUGGAUUCUUUGCACCUUUAAUUGCAACUUUCGAGUUCAUAGGACGUAACACUACAGAGAAAAUGCUACAUUGUUUCAUUGAUGGUAUCAUUCCCACAAUUGAGGGGAGCUGCACAGUUGUACGAGAUUUCACAGAUUUUUGUUUUCACUCUUACUUUUCUUACAUGGAUGAACUGAUUGAAGAAAUACCUGCCGAUGAAAAUCCUAUUGACAUCAAGUUGUUAAAGCUCCCACAGUCCCUGCUCGUUAUGGUACUUGCCGUGCCAGUGGAUGUGCCCUUGAUUACGGCUAUUGCUCUCUGGAAAUCCCCAUAUAUGUUGUACAGAGGAUGGAAAAGACUAUUCGAAGACUUGGUAGGAAGAGAAGGGCCGUUCCUAGAGACGGUAUGUGUUCCAUUUGCAGGACUUGCUAUCAUCCUCUGGCCGCUUGCUGUAGUGGGAGCUUUUAUCGGUGCUUUUUUCUCCAGCUUCUUCCUUGGGCUCUAUAGUGGGGUUAUUGUUCAGCAGGAGGAUUCACUUCAGAUGGGACUGGCAUUUAUAAUAGCAGUGGUUUCAUUGUUUGAUGAAUAUACGAAUGACAUGCUUUAUCUCAGGGAAGGAUCCUGUUUUCCAAGGCCAAAAUAUCGUAGAAACAUAGGCCCUCCUAGUAGCAUUGAAAGGUUGAAGUCCAUUGACAAUGAUACUGUUGAGAAGAAUGAGAGGGAAGGUUUUCAAAGCACCAAACUUGUUUCUCAGCGAUCAAGAACGAUGAAGUGGGGUAUUCAACAGUAUACACUCGUACAGGUCUGGGAUUGGUUGUUCAAGUCCUGUGAAGUGAAUGGUAGGAUACUACUUCGUGAUGGUUUGCUAGAUGUCAAAGAUAUUGCGGAGUGCAUAGUGAAGGGAAAUUGUAAGAAGUUGGGGAUCAAAUUACCUACCUGGACCAUUCUGCAGUGUUUGCUUGCUUCUGCAAAGUCAGAAUCUCCUGGUUUGUUGAUUUCUGAUGACAUCCAGCUAACAGCGACUAAUUGGCCUAGGGAUAAGAUGUUUGAGUGGUUUGUUGGACCUUUAUUAAUCAUGAAGGAGCAAAUCAAGGGAAUGAAGUUAGAAUCAAAUGAAGAAAUCUGUCUUAGAAAGCUUGUAAUGGGCUACAAAAAUGAAAAAACUGAGGAUUGGAAUGACUCUGGUUUUCCAUCAUCUGAUACCGUGAGAAGAGCACAAUUGCAAUCAAUAAUUAGGAGACUGCAGGGUAUUGUUGCUUUCAUGUCACGAAUGCCAACAUUUAGGCGUCGUUUCAGGAAUUUAGUGAAGGUUCUGUAUUUGGAAGUUAUUCAAACUGGUCAGGAAGCAGAUCAGGAUGGAACAAAUGUAAAACCCAAGCGCAGGGUAAGACUUUUCCUUGGAAGAGGUCAUAAAAAGGAUAAGGGCACCACUGCUGAGACUAGCAGCCAGGACAAAACCGAUCAUACAGAGAUGGUAUGAAAUAUGAAACUACGAAAUGCUGGGGAUGCACUUGAGAAUUGCACUUGUUACUUAUUAAGUGAUUAUAGUCGGAAACUGAAAAAUAUAUUACUAUGGCAAAAGUAGAACAUUAGUUAAUUAUCUGUAUUAUAUGAUGUUCCACUUAUUCAUACAUAUGCUGCAAGCAACAUGCCUUGCUGCAAGUGCUGCUGUUCGCACAUGAAAAGCCGUAUUAUUGUAUUACUACGUAGGAACACUUCAGAUAAUUGGUAUUUCGAGUAUCUUUUCUGUAUUAUGAGUAAUAGUCAAUACCUAAUUAAAUUAUUAUAUAAUAACAGUUUUUUUAAAUUA
Molecule: messenger RNA, 2310 nt
Organism: Daucus carota subsp. sativus
Lineage: Eukaryota; Viridiplantae; Streptophyta; Magnoliopsida; Apiales; Apiaceae
Exons: 10
Coding region: 205-1980 (591 amino acids)
Biological process (GO): vegetative to reproductive phase transition of meristem
Source: RefSeq, a predicted model, not a curated record